Molecule: messenger RNA, 2571 nt
Organism: Naegleria gruberi
Lineage: Eukaryota; Heterolobosea; Eutetramitea; Acrasida; Naegleriidae
Exons: 1
Coding region: 1-2571 (856 amino acids)
Source: RefSeq, a predicted model, not a curated record
AUGCAUCAACACCUGGGUGAUUCAAAUGAUAUUCAUAUUAAGGGAGUUUUAUCUUUUGAGGAAGUUAAAAGGAUGAGAAAUUCCAUCAAAAGCACCCUUCUCACAAAGAAUACAUCCUUUUAUUAUGGAGAACCUGAUACGACAUCUUCAUCUUUUAAUGAAAAGAAGGAGGUUGAAUCACCCUUUCAAGCCUCUGAACGACUUCAACAACACAUUCCAAAUUGGAUAAAGGAAUCAAAGGAGAAAAUAACAAAAGCAGGAUUGUGGACUGAUUUAAAGGAAGAUAUCCGAACAAGAGUACAAUUAGCAACACAAGAACAAAUUGAAAUCAGAAGAGAGAUCUCCGAUAAGAUGUUAACAAAUGGAGGUGUUGUUCAAAUGACUUAUAGUCAGAGAAGAAGAGUGAAAGAUCUAAUGGGAAAAUGUAUAACAGGUGAUCAAAAGUAUGAUAGACUUGUUGAGGAAGCAGAAGAAAUGAUGAAGGAUAACACUGCCAUUCCCUUACAAGAGGUUGAGAGGAAAGAUGAAAAUGUAAAGAAAGAACCAGAGGAAGUGAUUUCUAAAAUGUUAUCGAAUUAUCCUUGGUCUUUUAUGCGAAAUAAUUUAUCAGGAUGUUUGUUGCACUCCUUUCCAAGACUUGUAAGAAGACAAUUGUGGCACUCGGCUUUCAGAGAUGAAGCAAUAGGAUCAGAGAUUGAAAGAUACAAACAAAAAAAGAAGGAAAAGGAACCUCUACCAAAGGAUUACUAUCCUAUCAUUGAUAAGGUCAUCCAAAACAAAAUUGAGCAACAACCAUUUAUUAAGGAUUAUUCUAACGGAAAAUUAUGUAAAGAGGUUUUCAAACCAGUGUUGGAAUUAUUGCUUUUUAGAACGGAAGCUCCUGUAAUGGAUAACUUGUCUCAAGUUUCAGAUCUUAUUAAUGUAAAUGGACCUUUGAAUGAUAGCACAAUCAAACAAUUUGUGCUGAAAACUGUUGAAAGAUAUUCUAAUUAUUUAGCUUCCAUUUUCUGCUUAAUGGCUACUCUGUAUGGAUGGGAAAAUGUUGUUGAAAAAUAUAAGGCCGUAGAUGAAUUCCAUUUCUAUUCAGAGAAAAUCAGUGGGUUUUUAAUAUUCCACAUUCAGACCUUCCACCAAAUCGAUCCAUUCAAGGAUCGUAAAUUGUACUAUAAUAUGAACUUGAUACCUGAGUCUAUUGUAAAGUCAUUCGUCCAUGCAACAGAACAAAAGGACACAGUUCUACUCAAUCAUAUCAGUUCCAUUGAGGAUGGUGUAAGAUCUUUCCUCAAACCAAUCACUAGGUUGUUUGUUUCAUUCGUUGAAAACAAUGUAUCUCUAUUCAUUAUUGAACAAUUUUUAUUUACAAACUUUAAGCCUGCAGUCAUAGGUUCUAUGACGUCUGCUAUUGCCUUGAUUCUCAGACAGCAAAUACUUAAAUGUGACACUCCACUCGGUUUGCAAAUGCUAUUAAAACAAAAUGUCGCAAGUAUAACAGAACCUGACUUGUUGGAAGUAUUAGACAAUAAUUUCAGAAAGUACUUUACUGAAACUCACGGAAUAGAUAUAUAUCCAAAGGAGUUUGUGGAAAUUUCAGGCCUAAAAGGAGAGAAGGCAACUCUUCUGUUCACGCAAGAUACCUCAUCUCUGGCUCCUCCUGACAAAUUGUCAAUAAUCAAGGCAGCUCUUCAAUUGGAAACAGAUCAAAGGGAUGAGAAAGAAAUGCUAUUUAUUUGGAAUUCAAUUUGGGAGAAAAUUGAUGCAGAAACAACAUUUUUAUUUCCAUACAAGGAUGUGAAUUUUACUCUUGUAUUACCUUCCAAAAAAUCCAAAAUACUUAAGGAAAUAUCUUUUUAUGAUGUGCCAGAUAUGGUAGUACAAUACUCCUCUAACAAGUUAAUUUAUAUUGACAUGGUAAGGAGAGGAUUAGCGGAGGAGUAUAAACAAAGAUUGGCUCAGUAUAUUAAGGAUUCUUUGGUUUACAAACAGACAGACUUUUCUAAGGAGAUGGACGAAAAUCCAACUGUUGAAAUUGAAUACAAUUACCUUGACAUGCCAUUCAAAACAAAGUUUUUGGAAGAAAAGUUAAUGACAACAGAUAAGGAAGAACUGUAUGAAAUAUUGGAUGAGAGAUUUAAACAAUUAGACUCAUUUGUUUGCGGUUUGGAGAUCCAAGAAAUAGCAUCCCAAUUGUCAAAGACUUGCGAAGCAAAAAUUAGAGCAAAGAGGGAGCACGAAUUGAAAGCAAAGGAGCAAUUGCUUCAAAAGAUUACAACUGAUUUGGAAAAGGAAAGUUUUGCAGAGCUGUCGAAGGUGUUGAAAGAAGUCAUGUCAGGAGUUAACAUUUUCUUCAAAGGAACUGAACAAGAACAAAGCAAAAUUGAUAAGAUUACUGCUGAUGAACGAGAAGAGAGAUCCUACAUUAGAGAAGCUACAGGUAGAAUUAUUAGCACAUACGAUUAUAAUAGGAUUCCAAAGAAGAGCAGACAAAAGUAUGACAAGAUUAUUGAAAAGAAGAAGCUAAGCAAUCAGAAAAACAAAAAGACAGGCAUGUUUUCAAGAACCAACAAGAAAUAA